AUUGUGGUUAUUCUUUUAGUUUCAGUAAAUCUUUAAGUUCUUUCACGAUUAUUCGACAUCCAGACCGUUGGUAUCUUCGGCAAGAUGGAGACACUUAUGAAAACUGUUCAGCGGUUCCUGUACAUAGGGAAUGAUGCACCAUUCUUUAUCGACGGGCCUCAUACGCCAUUGGAUAAGGAUGUUGGGAAAAAUGUGCUUCGGCCGAUAGUCAAACUUCACGAGCAUGAAAGCCCCAACGGGACAGAAGUACAAACAGCGACGGAGUCGAAGAGUAAGCAAAAAAAGAAACUUAAAAAGGCCAAAGCAAAAGCCGCAAAAGCAGCACAAGAAGCAGCUGCCGCGCAAGAAGUCGACAAAGCGACCGGGGAAACAUCCGAGCCAGCAAAGACGGAGGCGGGUUUGGUUCCGGCGCAACCGGAGUCACCAAUCCUGACGUUGCUUAAGAGGACAAUCAAAAGCAACACGAUUCGCCGGACAGAUGAGUGCCUGUUUGCGCUGGCUUAUUGUGCGCGGGAGUUUCCUACACCCGAAGAGCGGCAUGCGGCAUACAAUGCGGCUACUUGCGCGAUUGGCAAGUCUCGUGAUUUGUUCCUCUUUGUGGAAUAUUACACGGAACUUGCGGUUGAGUCUGGAUAUGCUGGCUUUGGUCACGGCAUACGCAACGCCAUUACACGCUGGUAUGACAAACAUACACCUCUGCAACUAUCGGAAAUCCUAGGCAAAAGCACUAGUAUUAAUGGCUGGACGCACGCUGACGUCCUUACCAAAGCCCACGUGCAGCUGUCCUGUCCAGAAAAGGCUUCCAUUAUUGAUGCUGUAAGGAAGCGGACAAGUCAAUUGUUGGCGGGCAAACGAACGGAAAAGCAGAAAGACAAAAAGGCCAAACAAAACGCCACUCUUGAAGGUGAAGACAAGAAUUCAGUGCCUGCAAUGUCCGAAGCCUUGCAACGUUAUCACACCAUGCGCCAGUUUCGUGCUGCUCCUAGUGUCUCCAAGGUGUUGGAUUAUAUCAAACAGCAUGGAAUGACAAUUGAUAUGAUGCCACCACACUUCCUCCGUUCGGCCAAGGUUUGGGAGGCUAUGUUUCAAACCAUCUCGUACGAUAAGCUGAUGUGCGCCGCUCUGCGAUUGCAGGACUUUCGGCUGCUUAACUCGGAAUCGGCGCUUGUUGAAACGUACGUAGCCGCACUUGAGGGUCGGCUAAACGACCUCGAAUCCAGACAGAUCCAUCCAGUCGCUGUGCAUAAGAUCGCUAUGCUCUACGAAAACAAUAGCCGGUAUGAGAGUAAAAAGAAGGAACUGUUUCACGUUGACAGUCCUGUAAAUACAAAGGUACUGGCGAAGCUUUGGGGUGCCGUUGAACAUUCGUUCUUGCAUCAUCCGAAGACGGGCGUUCGGUAUUACAUAACACUUGAUUUGCGCGAGGCUCACGCGAAAAAAAAAGUAUUCCGCAACUUCAUAAUAUCCUGCUUCCAAGCCAGCGUAAUGUUGGCAUUUUCCAUUUACAAGCGGGAAAAGGACGUCACAGUAAUGGCGUUCACUGAGCAAGCCGACAUUCUGCACCCGGUGGAGUUUGGGGAAUCUAUGUCCUGGUUGGAUGCAGUCGCUCACUGCCAUGCGUUGGUGAUCCCGAAAACUAAGGUGUCUUUGGUUGCCCCAAUUGCCCGGGCCAAGGCGGACAAGGUGAAGGUAGACUUGUUCAUCACCAUCACGGAUUCGUUGAUUCGAGUCAAUCCAUUGCGCACCCCGCCGUACAAGGCCCUACAGGAUUAUCGUGAGAAAGUCAAGCUGAGCUUAAGCCGAUACGCAGCUAUUUCCCUCAGCAACCACGUACCUUCGUUUGACUUCACAUCGUCUCAGGAAACGACUGGCAUCCUGGAGAUGGUCGGCUACAAUGAAAACACUCCGAAGAUUAUUGAAGCGUUUGCGAAGAAUCUUUUCAUGUAGUAAGCUGUGGCGACAAGGUAGGCGAUAGUUUUUUUUUUCAUUUCUUCUACACAUUGGACAAGGUCUCAUGUGCAUUAUUAUUAAUAUGUUAUCAUUAGUAUAACCGACCAUAUACAUUGUCAGUUCUUAAAUACAUUGACCGACAAUUUGAAUUUCCGGUCAAUUUCUCCCUGUUGAUCCAUGUGUAUUAAUGUGAAUUGUAAUCAGA
Anopheles coustani is the source of this 2155-nucleotide messenger RNA. RefSeq names its product RNA-binding protein RO60-like. The record is from RefSeq and is a predicted model, not a curated record. Gene Ontology annotation, cellular component: ribonucleoprotein complex. NCBI's taxonomy places the organism in Eukaryota, Metazoa, Arthropoda, Insecta, Diptera, Culicidae. The transcript is spliced from 4 exons. Bases 85 to 1947 code for a protein of 620 amino acids. Gene Ontology annotation, molecular function: RNA binding.